Lytechinus pictus (painted urchin) is the source of this 5276-nucleotide messenger RNA. RefSeq names its product abl interactor 2-like. The record is from RefSeq and is a predicted model, not a curated record. Gene Ontology annotation, molecular function: SH3 domain binding; signaling adaptor activity. Gene Ontology annotation, cellular component: actin-based cell projection; SCAR complex; lamellipodium. Lineage: Eukaryota; Metazoa; Echinodermata; Echinoidea; Temnopleuroida; Toxopneustidae. The coding region runs from base 73 to 1524 and encodes 483 amino acids. The transcript has 5 exons. Gene Ontology annotation, biological process: neuron migration.
ACACUCCUAGAUUACCCAUAAUUCCAUUUAUGAACACGGAAGCUUCUGCGAACUUGGACAAAAUUGUACAAAAUGUCAACGUUGGAACUUCUUUUCGAAAAUGAAAUUCCUGCUGGAAGACAGGCUUUACAGGACAGUCAUCACAACUUGCAAGAUGUGGCUAAUUAUUGCGAAGAUAAUUACCGGAAGGCCUCUGAUAAGAGGAGAGCACUUGAGGAAACAAAGAACUUCACCACUCAAUCUCUUGCCAGUGUGGCAUAUCAGAUCAACACACUUGCUACCAGUAUGUUGCAGAUGCUAGAUCUUCAAGCCACACAGCUGGCCAACAUGGAGUCUAGCAUCAAUCACAUAGCACAGAAUGUUGCCAUCCACAAGGAGAAAGUAGCACGUCGAGAGAUUGGUGUGUUAACCACCAAUAAGAAUUGCCCUCGCACUCAUAAGGUUGUCACACCACCCAAUCCUGAGAAGCAGCUUAAGUAUAAGUCCACUCCCAUUGAUUUUUCAGCUCUGGAUGACGUAGGUCAUGGUCUCAAACUUAGUUCUCCUUCAACAACGUCAGGUAGACCACGAACAGAUUCACAAGCAAGCACUUCUACAUCUAACAGUGGUGGUGGUGGAGCAUAUGAAGCAUUGCCAGUUUACCAGCCACGACUGGAUGACCCGUACAACUCCAUGCGUAGACGAAUGCCCAAUCACCCACCAGUUGCACCAACUGUACCACCACAGUAUAUGUCUAUUGGUAAAGUGGGCAUGCGGGAUUCUCACCACGGGGCGCCACCAAAGGAAAGGCCAUCGAUUCCAGGAUACAUGCAGGGACAACCAGACCCAAAUGUACCUGCAGCCCCACCCCCUCCACCAAACAUGCCAGGUACACACCCUGGUAUGGCACCAGUCGGCCAAGUGCCACCUCCACCACCUGUCAUGAGUGGGCCUCCACAUACUAACAUGGGCCAACCACCACCACCUAAUAUGGGACCUCCUGCCCCUCCUGCACCCCCAAUAGGAGGUAUGAUGCCCCCAGCACCAUCACCUGCACCAGCUGUACAUCAGCUACCUCCAGCAACACACCAACCACCCCCAGCAGCCCAACAACCACCCCCGCAGCAACAGCCAAAUUUUGCUGCCCAGCUGAACCAAGCUAUUGGAAUGAGGCCAGGUGCAGGAGAAGCCCAACGUAACUCCAUUAACCCAUAUGGGGAUAUCGGGAUGCCUCCACCACCUGAUAUGGGAGCCUCAGAUCUGCCACCUCCUCCUAUGGAUUCUAUGGUAUAUAGCCAAGACAGUGUGGUGAUGCCUCCACCUCCAGAGUUUGAACAGGUGGAUGAUGACCAGUUUGUUCCCACGCAGUACAUUGAGAAAGUUGUUGCAGUGUUUGAAUACGUUGCAGACAGGGAGGAUGAGCUUUCAUUUGAAGAAGGAGCAAUCGUCUAUGUCUUGAAAAAGAACGAGGAUGGCUGGUAUGAAGGGAUCUGUCAGGGUUUGACUGGUCUCUUCCCGGGUAACUAUGUUGAACUUUGUCCAUAGACAGACACACUCUGCCCCAACAGAUUCUCAACGCCAUUACAGAGAUGGAUGUAGGGCAAACUCACAGUGGCUCCUGUUCGAUUUGCCCAUACUUAAUUUUUCUGAAGAUGUACAGUCAGGGUAAUUUUCACUUGGAAAGAUGUCAUGGAAUCUGGGUUGUGUUUCACAAAGAGCUAAAAUCACUCUUAAAGGGAUGGUCUGGGCUGGAGAUAUUUAUAUCUCAAUAAAUAGAGUAAAAUUCACAAAGCAAAACGCUGAAAAUUUAAUCAAAAUCGGAUAACAAAUAACAAAGUUAUUGAAUUGUAAAGAUUUGCAUCAUUCCGGUGAAAAAGUUCUGGCAUGUCUUUAUGAAUAUUCAUUAGGUGGGCUGAUGAUAUCAUAUCUCCACUUGUUCUUUUGUGUUUUAUUAUAUGAAAUGAGGUUUAUUCACAAUUUUUUUACCAAGAACUAAAACAAUUGGAUUGACAACUGAUUAAGUCCCAUUAGUUAUUUAUUUCCGCACCUUAUUUCAUCAUAAUGGAGACACAUCACUUUCACAUGUAAGAAAAAUGGAAGCAUUUAUAAUUUAAUGUAAUAAUAUAAGAAAAAGGAAAGUGGGGAUGUGACAUCAUCAGCCUACCUAAUGAAUAUUCAUGACGAUGUGCAUAUAACUGUUUUCACAAAAUAUUGAUAAACUUUAAAAUUCAAUAACUUUGUUAUUUGUCAUCCGAUUUUGACGAACUUUUCAGCAUUUUGCUUUGUGAAUUUAACUCUAUUUAUUUAGAUAUAAAUGUUUUCAGCCCGGCCUAUCCCUUUAAAUCCAAGAUGUGUGUUAUAUAUAAUGAUUGGUAAUAUUGUAUUAAAGAGAUGCCCAUGGAUGAUGAAAUUACCCUUAUGCGCAUUGUUGCUAAGGCAUUACUUGAUUUAUAUUAAACUCUGUGAAACAGUCCCUAGGUGAAGGGUUGGGGUAAGGGGUGGGGGGAGGGGGGUAAUAAUAUCUACACCUUCAAAACUUUGUCUCUGCGUGUUUAGUUCAUUUUUCAUUGUUACAUUGUACCCUUCUGAAGAGUCUGAUUUUACAGUGGUGGCUAUUUUUCUUCAAAAUUAUGUAUACUUAAUUAUUAAAGGGGAAUCCAACCCAAAUAAAAACUUGUUUUUAUAAGAAAAAGAAAAAUCAGACAAGUUGAUAGGUGAAAGUUUGAACAAUAUCGGACAAACAACAAGAAAGUUAUGAAUUUUUAAAAGUUGUAAAUAUUGGUAAUCACUAUACCCAUAAAGACUUCAAAUUGGCCGCAUAUGGGAUGUCAUAGUGAUGUAAGGCAAGGACUACUCUUCCAUGUACUCCAAUACAUAUUAUGGCUAAAAUGUCAUUUUUCCCAAAAGUCUUAUUUCAAAUUAUAUUUUUCUUUCAUGAUGACAUAAAACAAUAUACUACAUGGGUUAUAUUUAGAUUACUGCCCCAGGGGAAUGGGUACUUAGAAGAAAACCACAAAUCCCUGAUAAUAAAGUACAUGGCCUAUGGGAAAGUUGUCCUUGCCCCUUGUCAUGAUUUACUUACCCAGUUGCCAAUUUGAAAUCUACAUAGUAUUAGAGAUCUCAAUUUUAAAGCAGCUAUAACUUUCUUAUUGCUUGUCCGAUUUCUUUCAAGCUUUCACCAUUCUGUUUAAUUUAUUUUUCUCCUUCCCAACACAUCAUUCAAUGGCCAAGGCUGGAUUCCCCUUUAAGGUGAUGGAUCAUGGUUAUUAUGUAUAUAUUGUAUAUUUAACUCAAAUGUACAUGUAAUAGCUAAAUCAGCUCAUGUGUGUCCCACAUAUUUUCAUGAAAAGAUAUGCAAUUGUAAUAGUCCAUGCAUUUAUCAUGUACAUGUAAAAAUACACAUAGAGUUGAUGACUUCCUGUACAGGCAUGGAGUUGCAAGAAUCAACUUCAUAGCCAGGAUUUAAGUUUGGAGGGGGACGGUAUGUGCACGCAUAACAUGCCAACACUUACGCUCCCUAGGGGGGAGGGUGCAGGGAGGGGGAGUCUUUGGUAACCACAGAGUCCUGUGGGGUCUUAUCUGGAUACUUUUAUGUUACAUGUUUAAAAAAAAAGUUUUAUCCCAGUACCAACUUUAUUUGAAUAAAAAGAUAAAAUUAAAAAAAUAUGACACAGAAAAAUUUCAUCAAAAUAAGAAAGGUGCCUUGAUCCCAUUGCAUACAUGUAUUUGUUAAUAUUGAUUACAUGAUUACAUUCUAGUGCAUAUACUGUACAUAUACACAGCUUAGAUUCUUCUGCAUACAUGUAUAAUGGUGAAAUCUAGUGUUACAUCCAUUUGUUAUUUUGUACUAUCAUUAGGUGUUUUUCCUACAAGAAAAUAUAUCAUGUAUAGGUCAGAUCGAGCCAAACAUAAAGAAUUUUAUGGUUUAUAAGCAAAUAGUAAUAAGUUUAUAGCUGUGUUUUGAUUAUUAUAUAUACAUGUAGUAAUGUACAAUAGUAUUCGUUCUUGUAAUUACAUGAAUAGAGAAUGGCAAGACGCCAUGUUUUUACCAUUAUGAUACAGUUGCAAUUCAUAAUUUUAUGCAAGACUGCAUCAGUUAAAUCUUGAAAGUAAGAGACAAGUUGGUUUAUUCAGAAUAUUUUUGUCUGUAUCUGAAUACAUAUGAUCUGAACAUUAUGUAGCGCUUCUUCAUGUAUAAACAUGCUUAAAGCACUUUAUAAUAUAACAUAAUUCAGUGAAUAAUGCUACUCCUCAAGUUCUUGCGAUAUAUGAAGUGGGUGUUACAGAAAAAAUAGAUAGGGUUUAGCUUGUUUUUGAAUAGUUGUACAGAAGGACGUGAAUGUAUGUUGCUCGGGUUAUUUAUGCACCUGGAUCCUUUCCAGUGUGAAAAUAUAUUGCUAGCUGAAUCAAGAAUAAAUUAUACCCUUCCUUUUAUAGCACUUUUACCUUGCUGAACUUGGUGGUGUUUUAUGUUACAGCAUAUUAUUCAGAAGGUUUGCUAUUCCAAAAGUUAUCAAAAAGUUUGAUAUUCUGAAAUUCCAUUAGUCCAAAGGUCCAUUAUCCAAAUAUUUGUUAUUCCAAAAUAAAAUAUGAUAUGUCAUUCCACUGGUUGAUAGGCAGAAAAUGAAGGAAGACUUCUAAUAGUUCAUUAAUUCUUUUUGUACCAACAAAACCUUAAUUCAUUUUAGGACUUACUCAACCUUUAGAAUAAGAAACCUUAUGUUAUUAAAUGUUUUGAGUUACAAACCUGAUUUCAUUGUCAGGUCUACAAACUUCUGGAAUAAUGCCACAAAUAUUUGGAGUAGCAAACCCUUUUUCAUUUUUGGACUUACAUCAUCUCCAAAGUACUGUAUACAGAUUCAUAGAGCUGUUUGCAAUCUAAACUGAGUUCCAAAAGAAACUUGCCAAAAACUUCACAAGCGCACUACACAAAUUCCACUCAGUCAAAAUGAACAAAAUUUUGACAUAGGCUUGCUUUACUAAGCACGUGUCAAAAAUUUAGAUCAUGGUUUAAUAAUAAAGAGGCUGUAGCCCCUCAAAUCAAUUGGCUCUGGAACCCAAAGUCACAAAAUGGCAAAAGAGAGACCAAUAAAAAUGAGAUGGAAUUAAACAAAAUGGUCAUUCUUUACUUGACUGAUAUUGAGUCCAUUCGUGCAUUAUGCUUCUUUGACCUCAAAAGGUGUGUUUAAAAUGUUAAUUUUAACUUCCUCUAACUUCUUAAUUAUUGAGGUGAUCAAUUAAACAUGCGGAUGGCCAUAUUGUGAACUUUAAUAAACUGGUAAGAUGUUUUAAUCCCA